This is a messenger RNA of Dentiscutata heterogama, 162 nucleotides long. The record is from the annotation of a GenBank genome assembly. NCBI's taxonomy places the organism in Eukaryota, Fungi, Glomeromycota, Glomeromycetes, Diversisporales, Gigasporaceae.
UGGGCUUCCCAGUUUACCCCCAACAAUUACCCAAAUGACGUCAUCCCACCAAAACAACAACAACAAUCUAAAGGCGCACAAUAUUGUCUCUGGCUAACUGGUUUUGUCAUUUCAGUUAUUGGUAAAUCCUAUCAAAAAGGCAUCUAUGCUGCAGAAAAAUAA